UUGAUUAUAUAGUAAGUGUUAUAAGUUUACAAGUUUACAACAAUAAUAUUAUAAAAAAAAUAAAUAAAUAAUAAUACCUACAAUAUUAUUACAAUUUGGCGUAGUGACUAACUGACGAAUUCAUGUUUUUAACAAAUUGAAUAUUUAAUAGUUUUACUAUUAUUAUUUAUUUGUUAUGAACAAAUGAUAUUGUAUUUUAUAAACUAUCAACAAGUCAGAUCCAAAUGAUCCAAGUAUUUUGUUUGGGUACCUCCUCGUAACUUGUGAUGAAUGUAACAACCGGUUCCUGAACUUGAAAAAAUAUCAUAAGUGUUUAACUGUUAGGAAGAGUGAAAAUGGAUUUAUCAACGGAAGAGUUACUUAACAGAAAAGAGACAUUGAAACAAUUUGAUAACUAUAUUGAAGACACAGAAAACACGCUUAAGUGUUUUGUCGAAAAAGUUGGUUGGACAUUGGAUAAAACACCAAUUAAAGAUAAUCUUGUGAAGUGUCCAAUAAAUAGUGAACACAGAAUGUCACCAUCCAAACUCGAGGUUCAUUGUCAAAAAUGUAUAUUGAAAAAAAAUGGAUAUGAUUCAUCUCAUUCAUUUUAUCCUUCUUAUAAUUUGUCAACACUGUUGUCCCAGACAGUGACAAUUGAUGAAAUUACUCAAAUGCAUAUUUUGAAAACUGCCUAUGACGAAUCAAAUUCAACCUUAAAUAUUAACCUUAAGCCUAGAGAAGUUUCCCAAAGCAUAGAACGCUAUGUCUGUGAUUUUACUCCUGACGAGAGAAGAAUAUUAUAUGAUAGUGCUGUAAAAUACACCAAACCACCUAAUUACAAGGAUGUCAAAAAUGAUUUAACAGGUGUGGAUUUUUUCAAUAAAACUGAUGAUAGACCUAAAACUGAGCUUGAGCUUUUACAAGAGCAAAGAGACUUAAAACGCAGGAGAACUGCUUAUCGAGGAAAAAGAGUUCACACAGAUAGAAAAUCUUAUAUAGAAGUUUUAAGAGAAGUAGUUGAAGGAUUAACAAAUACUUUGUCACAUUCAGAAGAUGAAUCGGCGGAUGUUCAAACUUCAAAUACAGUUACAGAAACUACACCAUAUCACCGUUUUGAGUAUGAAGGUAUUAAAACGUAUGAUGGUAAUCCACACACUCGCUGGCUUAAUAUUGAGAUAGAGGAAUCUAAAUUGUAUGAGUAUUAUCAAAAAAAGAGCGAGAGUUCACAUCAAGAAGUUUCUACAUCUAAAAUUCAUUGUGAAGAUAAAACUGGUUUUAAAAGAUCAAGAAAAAGUAAAUCUAGAUCAAGAGAAAGAAAAACAUCAAUUGAUGAGUUAAAAUUAAAAAGAUCUCGGAGAUCUAGGUCUCGCUCAUCAUGUACAGAAACCAAAUUCAAGAGACCUAAAAUUCGUUCUAAAUCCAAAGAAAGUGCUUAUAUAAAAAGUAAACAUAAAAGAUCAAGAUCUAGAAAACAUAAAACUCGAUCAAAAUCUAAAGAAAGCGAGCCUAGAAUGCGAAGAAGUCGAUCAAUAUCUUCUGAAAGUACUCACAAGAGAUUUAAGAAGCGUAAAACAAGGUCUAAGUCAAAAGAACUUGAAAAGGUUAAAUGUUCUAAGAGUCUUACAAAUUAUAAUAAGUUAGAAAAUGAAAAAGACUCUACAAUAUCAAGUCAUACCCAUAAAAAGAAUAAAAAGCAUAAAAGUAAGAAAAAUCGUUCUAAAAGUCCUAGAAAAUCUCAUAAAAAUAAAAAAAGCGAUAUUUAAGUAUGUGAAAACGUUAAAGACAAAAUAUUAAAUGAUAAUGAAAUCCAUCCCAAGUCUAAAAGUCGUAAAUUUCUACGGUUAACAUUUUUGGUUUUAUUGUCAUUAAUCAUUUUUUGUUGAUUGAAAGUUAGAUCAAUAAUUAUUUAUUAUAGUUUUAAAAAAAACUGUUAUUGAAAUUUGACAAUAAAAGAUAGGGUUUCCUUAAAAUUUUGAAUUGUUAAAACUUUUUUGAACUCGAAAAUUUAUAAUUUUUUAAGUGAAUAAUUAAUAAUUUAAAUGUUGAACUGUAUUAGUAUAGUAUAUUGUAUUUUCUUAGAAACAAACGUAUAAUUGAAAUAUGUCAUGUUGUAUACAACUAUUAGACUUGGUAUUUUUUUAUUUCAAAUACAGUUUAUACAUAAACUAAAUGUAAAAUUUUAAUAAAAUUGUUUUUUACACAA
Molecule: messenger RNA, 2185 nt
Organism: Aphis gossypii (cotton aphid)
Lineage: Eukaryota; Metazoa; Arthropoda; Insecta; Hemiptera; Aphididae
Product: U11/U12 small nuclear ribonucleoprotein 48 kDa protein-like
Exons: 7
Coding region: 336-1745 (469 amino acids)
Source: RefSeq, a predicted model, not a curated record